AUGCCAACCCCCCACUCCCUCCUCACCUCCCUCGUCCUCCUCACAGCAACCUACCUCAGCGCCGCCAGCUCGGCCCCCCCAAGCGUCUACAAGCCCCGAAAACAAUCCAACCUCUACACAGCCGACACAUUCUACUUCGUCAACACAGUCGUCUCCACCAUAAAAGCCACCACAACAGCAACAAUGCUCUACCACGCCCUCAUCGCCCUCCUCUACCCGCCAUCCACGCACCCAACCCUCCUCGCAAACAUCUGCCCCCACACCGACCAACUCACCCGCUCCCAAUUCACCUGGUCCCCAACGCACCUCCUCGCCCUCGCCGCCAUCCUCAUCGGCUCCUCCGUCCGCCUCUCCGCCUGCAGCGGCCUCGGCAAAGACUUCACCCUCCGCCUCGCCGUCCCAGACCGCCUCGUCACCCGCGGUCUGUACGCCUACGUCCAGCACCCGGGCUACACGGGAUACCUGCUCGUGCUGGCGGGAUGUCUCGGGCUCGGAUGUCGGUGGGAUGCGUCUGCCGGGGCGUGCUUCUUGCCUGGUGGGGUGCUGGGGGCGCUGAGUGGGUGGGGGGUGUGGGUCGCUGGGGUGAUUGUGGGGGCUCAGGCGGUUGUGUUUGGGGUGAGGGUUGGUGAGGAGGAGGAGAUGUUGAGGGGGAGGUUUGGGGAGGAUUGGGUGAGGUGGAAUAGGGGGACGGCGCGGUUUGUGCCGUUUGUUUGGUAG
This is a messenger RNA of Aspergillus campestris IBT 28561, 717 nucleotides long. RefSeq names its product methyltransferase family protein. The record is from RefSeq and is a predicted model, not a curated record. Lineage: Eukaryota; Fungi; Ascomycota; Eurotiomycetes; Eurotiales; Aspergillaceae. The transcript has a single exon. The coding region runs from base 1 to 717 and encodes 238 amino acids. Gene Ontology annotation, biological process: C-terminal protein methylation. Gene Ontology annotation, cellular component: membrane; endoplasmic reticulum. Gene Ontology annotation, molecular function: protein C-terminal S-isoprenylcysteine carboxyl O-methyltransferase activity.